Empidonax traillii (willow flycatcher) is the source of this 1549-nucleotide messenger RNA. RefSeq names its product putative UDP-GlcNAc:betaGal beta-1,3-N-acetylglucosaminyltransferase LOC100288842. The record is from RefSeq and is a predicted model, not a curated record. Lineage: Eukaryota; Metazoa; Chordata; Aves; Passeriformes; Tyrannidae. Gene Ontology annotation, cellular component: membrane. The transcript is spliced from 3 exons. Bases 1 to 1404 code for a protein of 467 amino acids. Gene Ontology annotation, molecular function: hexosyltransferase activity.
AUGGGCGCAGCGGCGCGGGGCCCCGGCGCGGCGAGGCGGGGCAGGGCAUGGGCGGCCCGCACGGCCGGGGGCGCGGGCCGGGGGCUGCCGGCUGCGGGCAGAGCCUGCGCCGCCGUCCCGCUCCCGGUGCCGCUGCCGGUGCCCCGCGCCCAUCACGGCUCGCCCCGCAGCAGCGCGCGGGCAGCGCGGGAGCUCCGCAUGGCGGGGCCGGGCGGAGCCGCGGGGAGCGCGGCGGGGCGCGGGCGGCAACAGACAGCUGAGGGGAAGCCACAGCCCGCAGUGUCGGUGCCUUCCCUUCCCCAGCCGACACUCUGCAGGCUCCGCACUCACCAGUGGUGCUUCAUCCUCUUCAACCUCCUGCUUUUCCACCUGCUGCUCUUCGGGGCAGAUCUACUGGAGGAGUAUUUCCUGCGUUCCUUCCCUCUGGCCUACACCGAUGCCAAGACUCUGGAGAUCAGGGAGAGGGCCAGGAAGCUGGACACGGAGCCCCUCAAGGUCAACCUCUCUGGCAGGGUGAGCGGUGCAGUGACGUGCUCUGCCCAGGAGGUGUUUCUGCUCAUCCUGGUCCACAGCAGCCCAGGGAACAGGACGAGGCGCGACAGGAUCAGGCAGACCUGGGGGAACGUGACAGACACCGGGGGUUACACCGUCCUCACCCUGUUUGCUGUGGGAAAGGCAGCUUCAGAAAGCACGCAGCUGGAGGUCAGUGAAGAGGCUCAGCAGCACAGGGACAUCAUUGAAGGCACUUUCAUCGAUUCCCCACAGACACAGACACAGAAGAUGCUGCUGAGCGUGGAGUGGACGGUGACUUUCUGUCCCCGGGCCAGAUUUAUCCUCAAAGCAGACGAGGACGUGUUUGUGGGCGUUGCAAGCCUGGCUGGGUACCUGCUGAGCUUAACCCAGCUAGAGGACAUCUACCUGGGGCGGGUCGUUCACCAGGGAGUGCCUGACAGGGCCCCCCACAGCCCUGCCUUCGUUCCCACCCACGAGUAUCCCGAGCAGUUUUUCCCGGAUUUCUGCCAGGGCAGCGCCUUCGUCAUCUCCCAGGACGUCGCCCGCAAGGUUUACGUGGCUGCCCAGGAGGUGCCACCGGCAGUGCCCCCGGAUGUUUUUGUGGGAAUCUGUGCUAAGAGAGCUGGAAUCACUCCCAUGCACAGCUCCCGCUUUUCCGGGGGAAGGCACAUCAGCUACAACCGCUGCUGCUACAAAUUCAUCUUCACCUCUUCCAACGUGAAGGAGGACGAGCUAUUGAAAGCCUGGCAGGAAACAAGCAGGGGGGAAGAUUGUUCCUUGCUGGAAACCUACUACAGCCUGGUGUCCUGCAGGGUCCUGACCUACAUUGACAAGUUCAAACAGUUCAACUUGGACAGGAUAAAACACGAGGUUCUUCAUCUUGUCAACUAGGGUUUAGAUUUGGCGAAGAAAGGCUGGAUUUUCUUUUAGCAGCUGCUUUAUCCUGUAGGAUUGGAUAGGAAUCCGUAGCAAAGUUAGGUCUCCUCCCUUCAAUAGCAAAUGAAUUCCCAGGGCUGCAGUGUGUGACAGCAGCAGA